UUAGCUGACCACAGAUGAAAACAAAAUCUAUAAUGGCAGCGCUAGAUUUUAUAAAAAACGCAAGUGAGGAGUUGAAGGAUGUGGCUUGUUCUGUUUGGAUGAUGCAGGAUUGCUUUAAGCAGUAAGCUUACUGUUUUCAGAUGGCAUUAGCAGCAUCAGUGAUAUAGCUGUGUCAGCCUCCUUGACUACUGGAUGUCUGUAAUCGCACGGAGGGAACUAUAUUUAAGAUCUGAUAUCUUGAGGGUAAUGACUCGAGCACUUACUGGUGGACAGAAUGGCUUUCUUCACUAGCCCUGAAGAUUUCGAAAGGUAGAUGGGUCUGUGAUGUACUUCUGUAAGACAGGAAAUGCAAUUUUUGGGGGUCUCUGGAAAUAGAAAGGUCAUGCAGCUUGGAACCGGUGAGACAUUACAGUCUCUAAGUCAUCAGAUGGGGAAGCUGAGGCACAGAGAUUAAGUGACUUUUCCAAGGCCACACAGCAAGUCAGUGGCAGAUCCAGGAUUAGCGCUCGGGGACUUCCUGGAUCCCUCUCCCAUGCUUUAAGCAGUAGACCACAGUGUUCACUGGACUCAGCAAGCAACUCAUUGCAAUAAUGGACAGUUCCAAGGACUCAUACCUGAGGAAUGAUGAAGAGGCUGUUGUGGAUAGAGGUGGAACUCGCUCCAUUCUCAAGACACAUUUUGAAAAGGAAGAUCUAGAAGGCCAUCGAACAUUGUUCAUUGGAGUUCAUGUGCCACUGGGUGGAAGAAAAAGUCACCGACGCCAUAGGCACCGUGGGCAUAAACACAGAAAGAGAGACAGAGAGCGAGAUUCAGGAUUAGAAGAUGGGAGAGAGUCUCCUCCGUUUGAUACCCCAUCACAAAGGGUGCAGUUUAUUCUGGGUACAGAAGACGAUGAUGAGGAACACAUUCCUCAUGAUCUUUUUACUGAGCUUGAUGAAAUUUGUUGGCGCGAAGGAGAGGAUGCUGAGUGGAGGGAGACAGCAAGGUGGUUGAAAUUUGAAGAAGAUGUAGAGGAUGGUGGAGAGAGGUGGAGCAAGCCCUAUGUUGCCACGCUGUCGCUUCAUAGCUUGUUUGAGCUGAGGAGCUGUAUCCUGAAUGGCACAGUCCUUUUGGACAUGAGAGCUAAUUCCAUAGAAGAAAUUGCAGAUAUGAUUCUGGACCAGCAGGUGGGUUCUGGACAGCUCAGCGAGGAUGUUCGUCACAGAGUGCACGAGGCAUUACUGAAACAGCAUCACCAUCAGAACCAGAAGAAGCUGAGUAACAGGAUCCCAAUUGUGAGAUCCUUUGCUGAUAUUGGAAAGAAGCAAUCUGAGCCUCAUUCCAUGGAUAAAAAUGCAGGUCAGAUUGUUUCCCCCCAGUCUGCUCCAGCCUGUAUUGAAAACAAAAAUGAUGUGAGCAGAGAAAACAGCACUGUUGACUUUAGCAAGGUUGACCUACACUUUAUGAAAAAGAUACCGCCUGGAGCUGAAGCAUCAAACAUCUUAGUUGGUGAACUAGAGUUCCUGGACCGCGCGGUUGUUGCUUUUGUUAGGUUAUCCCCUGCAGUGCUGCUUACAGGACUAGCAGAAGUUCCGAUUCCAACAAGAUUUUUGUUUAUUCUUCUUGGACCACUGGGUAAAGGGCAACAGUACCAUGAGAUUGGAAGAUCAAUUGCAACACUAAUGACAGAUGAGGUGUUCCAUGAUGUUGCUUACAAAGCAAAAGACCGCAAUGACUUGGUGUCUGGAAUUGAUGAGUUUCUUGAUCAGGUUACUGUUCUCCCUCCUGGAGAGUGGGACCCAACAAUUCGAAUAGAACCACCUAAAAAUGUUCCCUCUCAGGAGAAGCGCAAGAUCCCGGGCGUGCCAAAUGGAACUGCAGCCCAUGGGGAAGCAGAGCAACCUGGAGGACACUCUGGACCAGAACUGCAACGCACUGGAAAAUUUUUUGGAGGAUUGAUUUUAGAUAUAAAAAGAAAAGCUCCCUUCUUCUGGAGUGACUUCAGGGAUGCUCUCAGUCUGCAGUGUCUGGCAUCAUUUUUGUUUCUCUACUGUGCUUGCAUGUCACCUGUCAUCACAUUUGGUGGUCUGCUGGGAGAAGCAACUGAAGGUCGUAUAAGUGCAAUAGAAUCGCUAUUUGGAGCAUCCAUGACUGGAAUUGCCUACUCCCUCUUUGGUGGACAGCCUCUCACUAUACUUGGAAGCACAGGACCAGUUUUAGUGUUUGAGAAGAUCUUAUUCAAAUUUUGCAAAGAAUACGGGUUGUCAUACCUUUCUCUGAGAGCUAGCAUCGGACUGUGGACUGCAAUCCUGUGCAUCAUCCUUGUUGCAACUGAUGCAAGCUCCCUAGUCUGCUACAUUACCCGGUUUACUGAAGAAGCUUUUGCUUCUCUUAUCUGCAUCAUUUUCAUUUAUGAGGCCUUAGAGAAGCUAUUUCAUCUCAGUGAGACAUAUCCAAUCAACAUGCAUAAUAAUUUGGAUCUGCUGACAAAGUACUCAUGCAAUUGUGUGGAACCAGAACAUCCUAGCAAUAAAACCUUACGAUACUGGCAGGACUACAAUAUAUCUGCAUCCGAUGUGCCAUGGGGGAACCUAACUGUGUCAGAAUGUAAAAAGUUUCAUGGAGAGUUUGUUGGACGAGCCUGUGGACAUCAUGGCCCUUAUGUUCCAGAUGUCCUCUUCUGGUCUGUCAUCUUAUUCUUUUCUACAGUAACGCUGUCAUCCACACUGAAGCAGUUCAAAACUAGCCGAUACUUCCCAACAAAGGUACGAUCCGUUGUCAGCGAUUUUGCUGUUUUUCUCACUAUUUUGUCCAUGGUUUUAAUUGACUAUGCCAUUGGGAUUCCGUCACCAAAACUUCAAGUUCCGAAUGCUUUUAAGCCCACCAGAGAUGAUCGUGGCUGGUUUAUCACUCCUUUGGGGCCUAAUCCUUGGUGGACAGUGAUAGCUGCUGUAAUUCCAGCCCUACUUUGCACUAUCCUUAUCUUUAUGGACCAGCAGAUCACAGCUGUCAUUAUCAAUAGAAAAGAACACAAACUGAAGAAAGGAUGUGGAUACCAUCUCGACCUACUCAUGGUGGCAGUCAUGCUUGGAGUGUGCUCUAUUAUGGGAUUGCCGUGGUUUGUUGCAGCUACUGUCCUCUCUAUUUCCCAUGUGAAUAGCUUAAAACUGGAAUCAGAGUGCUCUGCUCCAGGGGAGCAGCCAAAAUUUCUUGGAAUCCGUGAGCAAAGAGUCACUGGGCUCAUGAUUUUUAUCCUUAUGGGCUCGUCUGUCUUUUUGACAAGUAUCCUGAAGUUUAUUCCUAUGCCGGUACUUUAUGGAGUAUUUCUUUACAUGGGUGCUUCAUCUCUAAAGGGAAUUCAGCUUUUUGACAGGAUAAAGUUGUUCUGGAUGCCUGCAAAGCACCAGCCAGAUUUUAUUUAUCUGAGGCAUGUUCCUCUUAGAAAGGUCCAUCUCUUCACCAUAAUUCAGCUGAGUUGUCUUGUGCUUCUGUGGAUUAUAAAGGUUUCAAGAGCUGCCAUUGUCUUCCCUAUGAUGGUCCUAGCUUUGGUGUUUGUCCGAAAACUCAUGGAUUUCUUUUUUACUAAGCGGGAGCUCAGCUGGUUAGAUGAUUUGAUGCCUGAGAGCAAGAAAAAGAAACUGGAAGAUGCUGAGAAAGAGGAAGAGCAAAGUAUGCUAGCAAUGGAAGAGGAAGGAACUGUUCAGUUACCACUGGAAGGACAUUACAGAGAUGACCCAUCUGUGAUAAACAUUUCGGAUGAAAUGGCAAAAACUGCUGUGUGGAAGACAUUGUUGAUAUCCUCAGAGAAUGCAAAAGAUAAGGAGUCAAGCUUUCCUUCUAAAAGUGCUGAAAUCAGAAAAGAGAAGAAAGCUGACUCAGGGAAAGGUGUUGACCGGGAGACUUGUCUAUGACUUGUUCUUCAACUAAUUUUUUUACAAAUGAAUGAAAGGAGUGCCACAACCACUAAAUAGAUAUGAUUUACCGUGUAACUUUUGUCUUUCAUCUCAAACUAGCACAGGUAAUGUAGUGCAAUAUUUGUCUCAUUUCACCUUGUCUACAUAUCUGUAUCAUCUAGUAUCUGUGUAAACGUCUGCAGUAGCCAAUGCAAAAAAAUCUUUAUGUUCUUUGCUGAUACUGGCCGUUUAUCAGUGUUUGUACCAGAAAUCUAACAAGCAAAUUUUCUUUCAAAUUCAACUUUCCUGGUAAUAGGUUUGUACUGUAUUUUACUACUUUUUCUGUGUGAGAAUACUUACUGAUCUUCAUUCAAGAUUAAAAACCACCUAA
Molecule: messenger RNA, 4263 nt
Organism: Neopsephotus bourkii (Bourke's parrot)
Lineage: Eukaryota; Metazoa; Chordata; Aves; Psittaciformes; Psittacidae
Gene: SLC4A10
Product: solute carrier family 4 member 10
Exons: 26
Coding region: 591-3890 (1099 amino acids)
Biological process (GO): regulation of intracellular pH; monoatomic anion transport; bicarbonate transport
Cellular component (GO): plasma membrane; basolateral plasma membrane
Molecular function (GO): monoatomic anion transmembrane transporter activity; solute:inorganic anion antiporter activity; sodium:bicarbonate symporter activity
Source: RefSeq, a predicted model, not a curated record